AUGACGGAUAUCCCAAUCCUGGAUAUAGACUCAUGGGUGAGGCGACCGGUUGAAGAGCGCCAUAGAGAGACCGAGCAGAAAGGGAGGGUUCGGCGGCCUAUGAACUCCUUCAUGCUGUAUCGGUGGGCCAAUACAGAAAGCAUCAAAAGACAAUCACACCGGCACAACCCUCGAGCAAUCUCCUCUAUUGCGGGAAAGUGCUGGAGAAACGAACCACAGAGCGUCCGCGACAAAUACAGUCGAUUAGCCGAGAUUGAGCGCGAUGGUCAUGCCGAAGCGCAUCCAAACUACAAAUUCAAAAGGAAGGCGCGAAAAAGGCGAUCUGCUACCAAGCCCGUGGCACAUCGUGAUAGUCCUGAAAUUUCCGAGCAUAACAGCGGUGACUGUCCUUUGGUCCAGGACUUUGAAAUGGGUAUCCAAAGCCCUAUCAAUUAUCUCCGCUUAGGGUCUCAUCCCGAAGGCAUUCUGGAAGACCUCGUUGCUCCUAUGGGAGGUGAUUUCCAAGGAAGCUAUUCCAGUGGCUUUUUUGCGCUUCCUGAUGAAGCGCACCACCACUUGCUGUGUCUUGAGCCGAUCAACCCCACGACCAGCAUCUUCAUAGAUGGGAGCUACAUGGAACCUCAGUGGCAAGAAAGCCUGUGGCAAGAAACCGUAUGGCUCGUUUAG
Molecule: messenger RNA, 666 nt
Organism: Penicillium canescens
Lineage: Eukaryota; Fungi; Ascomycota; Eurotiomycetes; Eurotiales; Aspergillaceae
Product: HMG-box domain-containing protein
Exons: 1
Coding region: 1-666 (221 amino acids)
Biological process (GO): regulation of transcription by RNA polymerase II
Cellular component (GO): nucleus
Molecular function (GO): RNA polymerase II cis-regulatory region sequence-specific DNA binding; DNA-binding transcription factor activity, RNA polymerase II-specific
Source: RefSeq, a predicted model, not a curated record